GGUACAGGAAGCUGCCAUUGUAAACUUGGUCUUGGAGAAUAAUUAAAUCAGAUUAAGAGAAAUUCAAAGCAACAUCAUCCAAGACAACACCAUAUUCACCAACAUUCAACGAGUCAGUCUGUCCACAUUGGCUCGCAUUCUCAAGCGAAACCAAAUCAGCCUGAAACAAUUGUAUAAGGUGCCUUUUGAGAGAAACUCUCAAAGAAACAAAGAGCUCAGACGAGUAUAUGUGGAUGGAGUACUGGAAAUGGAUGCUCAUGCAAUCCCACAUGAGUUCAUCUUCAUAGAUGAGGCUGGUUUCAACCUAGCAAAGACCAGAAGAAGGGGAAGAAACGUCAUUGGCCACAGAGCCAUUAUAGAUGUUCCUGGCCAACGUGAUGAGAACAUCAAAAUGUGCACUGCCAUCUCCAAUAUGCAUGGUGUCCUCCACCAUCAUGCCAACCUUGGACCAUACAACACAGGCCAUAUUCUAACAUUUCUGGACAGACUCCAUAACAUUGUCAUUCCACCAGAGCGUAUGAAUGAUGCAGACCAUGCAAGAACCCGGUAUGUUGUAGUAUGGGACAACGUGAGCUUUCAUCAUGCAGCCCCAGUCCAAAAUUGGUUUGCUGACCAGCCACUGUUUCUCGUGCAAUACCUCCCACCAUUCUCACCAUUUCUGAACCCCAUAGAAGAGUUCUUUUCGCCAAGGUGGUGGAAGGUAUACGACCGGCAGCCCUAUGUGCACAUGCCUCUUGUGCAGGCUAUGGAAGAGGCAUGUGAUGAAAUUGAUGUGGGUGCGAUUCAGGGAUGGAUAAGGCACUCAAGGCGCUUCUUCCCUCAAUGUCCGGCAAGGGAAGAUAUUACCUGUGAUGUGGACGAGGCAUUGUGGCCAGACCGAGCUAAGAGGCAAGAUGCUGCCUAAUUAUUUUUCUUGCCUCUUUUUUUUCUAUAUAUUUCUUCUGCACAUUUUCUUUUUCAGUUUACUGUUUUUUCUGAGCAUAUUUUUGUUCGCUCCAAUGUAAAUAUAUCUACUGUGCAUAUGUUGCACUGACUUGUUUGGUGAAAAAUAAAAUAAUAAAUGCAUGUGUGUGUAUCUGCAAAUAUUUCUGUGCAUGUGAACACUCUAAUUUUCUACAAUUUGGACUAUUUUAGUAUUGUGGCAGAGCAUACUAAAGAUGAGAGUGCUUUUCA
Messenger RNA from Polypterus senegalus (gray bichir), 1173 nucleotides. RefSeq lists its product as uncharacterized. The transcript has 2 exons. The record is from RefSeq and is a predicted model, not a curated record. The coding region runs from base 248 to 904 and encodes 218 amino acids. Gene Ontology annotation, molecular function: nucleic acid binding. NCBI's taxonomy places the organism in Eukaryota, Metazoa, Chordata, Cladistia, Polypteriformes, Polypteridae.